Messenger RNA from Hydra vulgaris (swiftwater hydra), 6559 nucleotides. RefSeq lists its product as uncharacterized. Lineage: Eukaryota; Metazoa; Cnidaria; Hydrozoa; Anthoathecata; Hydridae. The record is from RefSeq and is a predicted model, not a curated record.
UGUUUAUAUUAUGUUUUUUUAUAUUUUAUAUUAAAAUUAUUAUUAUGUUUGUUUAUAUUUUAUAUUAAAAAAUUUAUUUUGGCUUUUAAUGUUUGUUUAUAUAAUCACACAUAUUGUUAACACUUACAACCUACAUAGCCAAGGAACAAUCCACCAGUGGUAAAAAUGAGACUUUUUGCAAACCCAGCCCCAGCCAACUUAUAAGAUUCAGAAGGGGGGGGGGGGUUCAUAGCCGGGGCUAGAAAAAAAUAUUUUUUUAAUACUUUUUGUAUUAUAAUUUUAUAUUUACUUUUACUAUUUAUUACAUACUGGCAUAUGUUUAUAUAUUUUUAGACUCUAAUUUACUUUCAACAAGGUUGCAAUCAACCACUAUUAAGUUACGAGUUACUUAAAGAUAGACAGGUUAAAAUACUAGAAAAUGGUUAACUGACGAUUUUAAAAGUUGCAGGAUUUAUUAAAAAUGAGAACACGCAGAUGAGGAAGAGUUAAAAGGUUUUUUUUGAUGUGCAAGAACAAAAAACUGAAUUAAUAAAAUAUUUUAUAGCAUGAAGGGACAGAUACAGUAAAAGGAUGCAACUUGUUGUAUAAGAAGCUAAGUAAGAAUGAGUUUUGGUUUAUCGUAAUAGUGAUGAUAGCUUGUUUGAACAAGGCCAUGAUAGUAUUUGUAGAAAAAAAGAAAGAAAUGCAACUUUACACCAAUGGGAGAGCGGUUCAAACUUGGCAGAUUUAGCAGGUCUAACUACAUUUGCAAUGCUUUUAGACUGUCUGAGAGUAAGAGGGUUGUUAUUUGUCAAUAUAGGAAUGCCAUCAAUAUUGCAAUAUUUUUUUGCAGUAAAUAAGUUUUGUUGCUUAAAAAAUGUAAAUGUGCAAGCCACUGCAAGCCUUAGGCUGUUACAGAAGAGAGCUUUAAAACCUGCGUUUGUUCUAAGCAAUUAAAGAGCAAAGGUUUUUUGUCCAGACAAGGACAAAAAACUAAUAGGCACUUUGGAUGUAAAAUUUUCAUGAAGGUUAUUGUAGAUAAGAAACAUUACUGGAGCAAAGAUAGAACUUUGUGGUACCCUUGUAGUUACUUGAAAUAAAGUGGAGUGAAGGCCUUCAAGAAUAACUUAAAUUCUACAGUUUUGCAGAAAUUCAGCAAUUUUGCAGAAUUCAGCGAAUUUGCAGAAAAAAAUAAUUUAUUAAUCUCAAAAACUUUAUAUAUAGAAACUAAUAAAUGAGUGAAGACUAAUCAUAGGAUAGUUGGAGAGGUCAAAGUGUUUUCUAGAGUUUUUAAAAAUUGAAACCACUCAUUUAGCACUUUUUAAAAGUUAAGUAAAAAUUAAAGAGAAUUCUGGAGAACACUUUUUUAAGACUAAUGGAAAUCUUGUCUAGAGCACAAACUGUAGAAGCCAUAGUGAUUUUAAUGUUUAAUAAUGGGUUAAUUUGUUGAACCGGCAGGAAGAGUAUGAAUUCAAGAGUUUAAUAAGAGUAAGAUUUUUUUGCAUAAAACUCUGCCUUAUUCUGGGGAGAAGUAAAAAGUUAGACCCAUUAAUUAGAUUAAAUGUUAGACUUACUUUAGUUAAUGACACUGUUGAAGAGUUAUCUAAAGUCUCUAGAUCCUAACAUCUGAGAUAAGAAACAAGAUUUAGUAAACUUAGAAUAAAAGAGAUUAAGAUCAGACAGGACUUUUUUACAUUUGCUUCUUGGAAUAAUAAAAGGAUAUUUGUUUAAUAAAGCAACUGCUCAAGAUGGUAAUAAAUGCAGAGUAGGAGGCUUGACCUAAUAUUAAGGAGAAGGAAUCAAAGCUUCCAAGCUUUUAUACCAGAAGGAAUAAAAACUUCCAAGAUGCGCUUUAUGCAAACAUUUUAUGGGUAUAAACAUAUUGCUAUUUAUUUAGAAGAUGGCAAGCAAUAUCCUUUCAUAUUUAUGUAAACUUUAGUAUUUACAUCAUUUAGUCUUUGCCAAAAUAGAAGAUGAUCAGAUGAAUGUGUGUUGUGACUUUAACACAACAAGAAAAGGAUGCAUAUUCUUAGACAGAUUAGAAAAAAGUGUCUUAUCUGACAACAGUUUUUAGAAAAGAUUAAAGUACCAGCAUGUAGAGAGGUAGAAGCUUCAGGAGAAAAUGGUAGUGGUAGAAGUAAGAGAACUUGAAGAGAAUGCCUUAUAUAGUAUGAAUGAGGUUUAGUUAAAUAAAGAAAAUGUUAUAGAUUGUUUAUUAGAGAAACAAUAUAAUAGAGGAAAGUAAAAUGAGGUUUAGUUUAAUAAAUAAAAUAUUAUAGAUUGUUUAAUUUUAUAUGUACCAAUAUAUUAUUGGCGUUGAGAUAUUUAAAUCAAAUACAGUCUUUGACCGGCUUUUAUCAAAUCUUGGAAAAAAAAAAUACAGUGAAGACAGAAAAAACAGCAUCUUUUUUUUUUUUUUUUUUUUUGUUGUUGCUAAAAUACAGUUUUAUAAAUUGCAUCUGAUGUUAAAUAGUUAUCGCAAGUUAUUUUUGAGGCCAUUAAAUAUGCAUGCAGGUAUGGGGGUGUAUGAUGGUUACCCUAAAAUGUAUGAAUGCAAAAAAGGAGGUGGGGGUGUUAAAGACAGCAAGAUCGUACACAGAUUGACUACCUCUCCUAAAACUUAUGUAACAGAGAAAUAUCAAAUUAACUUAAGUUUUUUUUUGUUUUUCAUGUUUUGAAAAAUUCAUACAUUUGGAAAAAGGAGGGGGGUUAAUCUUUUAAUAAAUAAUAUAUACAUUUGCAGAGGAGAGAUCAUUUAAAGAAUACAGGUGCAUACAAAGGGGGCAGGGAGGGUCCUUAAUCAGUGAUUUUACUGCGUAUGUACUUUAUAAAGACCCCUUAACAUAUUUUGUUGGGGGGGGGAAAUGUAUUUGAACAACAAAAGAUAUAAAAUAUAUAACUUUUAUUAAAAUAUGUUACUGUGUUACUAAUAACAAUAUAGUCAAAAGUACCCCUCUGUGGAUAAAACUAACCCAGCAGUGGAGUACAAUUGACCACUCAGAGGGCUAAUAUUAAAAUAUUUGUAGAGUUGAUAAUGAUAGAGCCCAUUACUUUCUAUGCUAGCAAAGUUUUCUUGUUUCUUGUGAUACAUCUAAAAAUAGUUAAAAGCACACUAGGUAAAGAAAUUUUUUCCGUCUUCCCCUACAGCAAUUUUAAUGAGAGUUGUUGGAUGACUUGGUUCUUCAAUAUAGAGGGCAAAACAACUCCAUUUAUUAAUAUAUCCAUAAUUGUAUCUUAUCCAUUUCUGAAUAUUUAAUUUCUGUAUGAUUAUUAAAAGCAUUUAUUAUAGUUGUUUUUAAGUCAAAAAAUAUUUUUAAUUUUAUUUGAAACUCUGAAAAUUAAUAAACAAGGUUGCUGCACAGAAAAAUAGGUUAAGCAUGAUACGCUUUUAGAUAAUAGUUAUCAAUAUAAAACAUAUACAGAUUUUUGUUUUAUAAAAAUCAAUAUAGUUUAUAUUGAUGAUUAAAAUAGCUGCUUAUUAAAUUUCAUUAUAAAGUUAAGUUAUUUAGGGGGUGGUGUUUGUGUGCCCUAAAAUUGUGAAUCCCCACACAUCCUAAAAAUGUUCUUUUUUAUUUAAAUAAAUCUGGUGUUAAUAUUAACUUAAUGUUAAUGUUGAUAUCAUUAAUGCAGCAAAAAAAAAAAAGCAAUACAUUGCUCUUCUAUACUUAUAAGAUUUUAGAUAACUUAAUGUAAAUGAGCGCCAAAAAAUUAUUCUUUGCUAACUUACCAGACCUGGAAUCAUUAAAAGGUUUUAAAGCGACACAUAAUGUAACAAACACAACUGGAAUGCAGCCUACUUGUUGCAGAGAGCUUUUGUUUACAAUGCCAGAUGUACUUGUUUCACCUGCUUUUGAUAAUAAAAAAGACUUGUUUAUUAUUGCCCAGGCAUCAUUGGCUUCAUCACAGAAGUUCUUGAAUCAACUCAAUAAGCUCCAAAUAAAACUUUGCAGUAGAUUAGAUGUAGAUGCAGAAUUUUUCCAGUAUUGCUUGACAUAUAGUAUAUAUCAAAAGUUAGCUCCAUUUUGGAACAAAACUGGCUCUUUUCUUGCACAAGGGCGAAGUUUUUUACAAGAAUGUGAAAAGUUUUCAGCAAUAAGAUUGGAGUUGACUGUGACGGAUAAAAUUUGUUUAACAUUGGAACCAUUUCUUGUGAAAAUGCAGCCUCCAAUGUUAGAAGACUUUAUGAUUGAUUCCCAAGCAGAAUACAAUUUUAAGAGAAUGAAAGGUUUUACAAUCAUGUCAAGUUCAAUACAAGAUCUUAGUUGUUAUGUUUUACCAAGUUUAAAAGAAGGAAAGGUGCACUCAAUAACUCAUGAAAUUCCUUUGAAUGCCCCAUUUAAGUCAUAUGAUGAAAUGAAACAACAUUGGAAAGUAAUGUAUGGUUAUCGUCUUCCAUCAGGUAGUUGCAAUAUGUAUUUUAAUGUCAAGUUUUUUGGUAGUACUAUAUUCACUUAUCCUGAGUGGUGCAUAAGAAAAAUUGAACCAAUAGUAUAUUUUAGAUGUGACUUUGAUGCUAUAUGUAAGCAAUUUUUACAAGAUCUUUUUACAAGAAUGCCAUCUAUGUGUGGAGGGUCAUUGCGUUUUACUAAAGAAAGUUUUCAAUGGCAAAAAUCUUUACUUUCCGCGAAAAAAGGUUCAAACUCAUUUUUAAUAAAAUCUGUUACUCAACUUUCAAAAUCUACACCUCAGGUUCAAAAAGCUUUGAACCCAGCAAGUAGUAAAAAAACAAACUCCACUAAUAUACAAAGGUGCAAAGGAUUUCAGUACAUAAAGUAUCCAGAAAAUACCCAAAAUAACUCAAUUUAUGUUAAUCCAAUUCAAAACAAAACAAUUUGUGUUUCUACUGAAAGGCAUUUGCCACACAAAGGACAGCAAAAUCUAUUUUUAAAUCAUAGUCUAGACAAUUCUAAAACUGUUUUUGAUUCAGAGUUAAAAAUUUCAAAAAACGUUAUUGAUAUACCUGAUUCUCCUUUUGUAGUUACUUCCCCGUGUUUCAUGGAAAAGUUAGCAGAUAGUAACUGCAAUGAAAAGCUCAAUCUAUCUGAUAAAUCUUUCAAUAAUAACUUGUUUACAAGUCAAGAUAUAUGUGUAGUUCCUGAUGUUAACUAUGAUUUGUGUAUAGUUCCAGAUGUUGAAACAGAAUUCACAGACUUUAAAACAGAGAUUUCAGAUAUUGAAACAGAUAUUCCAAGUAUUGAAGUUUCUGUAAAAUCAGUUUACAAUGAGUCUGUUAUUACUGAUUUUACAAACAAAAAGGAAAGUUCUCAACCUCAUAAUUCAAGUAUCGUUGCAAAAAAACAACACAUUUCCCAUAUAAGCCAAAGAAGUAAAACAAAAAAUAGUAAUCUUCUUUAUAAACAAAAUGACGAUAGUGUUGUUCCACUAAAUAAUGAUGAUGGUUAUGUUGUUCCACCUCUUAAAGAUAAUAGUUCUAUUGUUCCACCUAUUAAAGAUAAUAGUUGUGCUGUUCCACUCAAUAAAAAAGAUGGUUGUGUUGUUCCACCUGAUAAAGAUGAUGAUGGUGUUGUUCCACUCAAUAAAGAUAAUGGUUGUGUUGUUUCACUUAAUACAAAUGAAUUCAUAAGUACUGAUAAAAAUGUUUUGGUUUCAAAGAAUAAUUCAAGAAUUAUUCCUUCGUUUAUGCACAAAAAGAAAAUAAUCAGUCAAUGUGAAAUGUCUAUUCAUAGAGAAGUAUCAAAUAUAUCAAAUAUAUGUUCAUCAAAAUUAAAACCAUCUUUUCUGCCUAAAAACAUGCGGCAAGUUUUUAAUAAAGCCGAGACAAGCUCUGCUCAGACAAGAACAAAAAGAUCAUUUCCUUUGCAGUUAGAUAAUCCAAGUGAAAAUGUUAAAAAAUUUAAUCUAAUUAACAGUUUUGAUGUACCUGUUACUUUCUGUAGAAUUCCAGCAGAGUUAUCUCCUAAAAAUACAAACAUUUUAAAAAUACAAUCAAAAAGACAUUCUGCUGAUAGUCUAGCAUUAUGUGAUUCAGUUCCUAAGGUACCUAAAUUUUCUUCUGGUAUUAAAAAAAGUCAAAAAUCAGUGGAAAUUCAAAAACCACAGCAUCCUAAAAUUAAACAUAAACAGAAAAAGGACAACCUAAUAAAUUAUUCAAAACAAAAUCUUACAAUUGAAUGUGUAAAUGUUUCACAAACAUUGGAAAGUUUAUCUUCCCCAUUAAACUUAUGUGCUACAGUAACAUCUUUGGUCGCUGAUACAAAUGUAAAAAAGCAAAGGCCUAAACCAAAAGUACAAGACAUAGAUGUUGAAAGUAUGGCAAAAAAUAAAAUGUUGGGAAAAGUUAAUUUGAUAACACUAAAAAAAUGGUUGAUCGGAAAAGGCGUUUCUUGUAAGUCUACUGAGAAAAAAGAGAUAUUAGUACGAAAAGUGGAGGUUUUUUUAAACAUUUCUCAAGAUAAAUUUGUUUAACAAGCAGGAAACUUGAUUACUUUAAAUUAAGCAAACCAUUAACGAUUAUUCAUCAACUCGCAUUAUAAGUUUUGAAAUGCGAAAAAAGUUAAAUAAUGCUUUUUUUCUUUGUUAAUCAUAACCUAAAAAAAAAUUAAUGAAACACUAAAGAUAA